AUGAAAUUGUUUAAAUGGCGAAGGAAGGCGAAGGCCAAGUCUGAGCCUCCGGCCGAUCCAGCUCAACCCAAUUUUUAUUCUACUACAAUAAUAUCUUCUCAAAUAUCAACCAACAAUAAUAUCGAGAAUGCUACAAACAACAAUUUUUGCAACUCUACUGGUCAGCUAGCCGAUAGUGAGAAGAUUACUAGGCUGGGCGAUGUUGAAAGUAACAAGAUUACUAGGCUUAACGACCUAGAUAGUAACAAGAUUACUAGGCUCAAUGAUCUAGAUAGUAAUAAAAUAACCAGGCUUGGCGAUUUAGAUACACCAGGCCAAGUUAUCUUGAGCAAGUCUAGCAAUUUUGAUACGGCUAGCCAAGUAGGCCUUCCUCAGAAAACUAAAGGCAGAAAUUUUGGAUUUUUAUCAAAAUCAACCGGGCAUGUAAAUCAAAAUGUAAAGCCUUCUAAUUCUCCUAACUUGAACUUGCUAGCUCCAGCAAAUCCAGCUCUAAUUUCGAAGAAAAAUGCCCACACUUUUGGUACUCCAAGACCCUCGAGAAGCUCCAGUAAACGACCACAGUCUUUGGCUAUCAAUGAGAGUCAGGCUAAUCAAAACAAAAUGGACAUACCUUCAAAACAGCCAGGUAACAUGACGUUACAGUUAAACCAAAUUAACAAGGACAAUCUACUGAACGUUGUUCAACGGCUUCAGAAUCAAAAAAAUGAAAAUCAACUUCAAUAUCAACGAAAAUUGUCAUUAACAUCUCAAAAAUCAUCGAAUUCUCAGAAGAACUUUUUGCAUCCAAAAUCACUUCAGAACCUGAACCAACAGCCUCUAACUCAACAUCAAAGCCAGUCACAGUAUCAACAAGGUCAUAAUCUCGAAGCCCAAGAUCUUCAAGCCCUUUACCAGCAAGUUCAAGCUCAACGGCAAGAGGAAGAAUGUAGUAGUGGCACAUAUACACCAUCAGCCUCAACUCUAUUUGCUCAAACAGUCAGAACUGCGACUUCAGUAGCGUCAGCUACAAGCAUUUUCAAAUCCAAAAACGGCCCAAAAUCGAAGCGAAAAACAUCAAGAGUGUCGUUUCAACUAGGUCCACCAACUACAAUUCAACUUGGCAAUAAGAAGGCGAUGUCGGAGUGUGGUACUGUAUCUUCGAAACGACCAAAACCGGCUUUUGAAACGAUUAAGGAAAAGAAAGAUGGCAUUACAUUUUGCCCCAAAAUGUACAUCGAAUACGUUGUCAAGGUCUUUUUUUAUGGAUUUUGUGGGAAAAUGGGAAUUUUGGGAAAAUGAUAUUUUAAAAAUUUAAUUUUGAAAUUUUUUAAAAUAAAUUUCAAAAUAAAAAAAAUCUUCUAAAAAGCAAAUAUAAGGACGAAAAAUCCUGUUUAAAAAAUAAAAAGUUUUUUUAUCUAAAAAAUAAAAAAAAUUAAAUGACCCUUAUUAUUUUCAGUUAAGUGGCGACUGGACCCAAGUGGAGAUAAUUCAUUUGGUGAAUGAUCAAUCGGCCGGCCUCGGCUUUGGUAUCGUUGGUGGAGCGUCGACGGGUGUGGUAGUCAAAACGAUUCUACCGGGUAGUGCGGCGGACAAAGUAAGAUUUUUUUUUGUAAAAUACGGUUACCAUUUAAUUGUUUUGUUAGGUAAAAUGUAGGGGUGACAUUUAAAGCAGGGCAUGUCAAACUUGAGUAAGGCUUGGUAGAGUAGGGUGAAAAAAGAUAAGAUAGAGACUAGCAGGGUAUUUUAAGGUUGGUUAAGUUAUAGCAUUGUGGGGUAAGAUAGAUUAUAUUAAGGUACGGUAUGUUAAGGCAAUGUAGGACAGGACAGGGUAGGCUGAUGGUAGGGUUGAAUGUAAUAAUAUAGAGUAUAGCAGGGUAGAGUAGGGUAGGGUAGGGUAGGGUAGGGUAGUGUAGGGUAGGAUAGGGUAGGGUAGGGUAGGGUAGGGUAGGGUAGUGUAGGGUAGGGUAGGGUAGGGUAGGGUAGGGUAGGGUAGGGUAGGGUAGGGUAGGGUAGGGUAGGGUAGGGUAGGGUAGGGUAGGGUAGGGUAGGGUAGGGGGUAGGGUAGGGUAGGGUAGGGUAGGGGGCAGGGUAGGGUAGGGUAAAGGUGUAUUUUACUUAUUUUUUGAUUUCAGGACGCUAGACUGCACGCGGGCGAUCGGAUUCUCCAAAUCGGUCGGAUCAAUGUUCAAGGCAUGACCAGUCAACAAGUGGCCGCUCUUCUCCGACAACACGAACCCUACAUUGAAUUGACCGUAGGAAGGCCGGUCCCAAUUAAUGGCCCAACUCCGGACACUGAAAGUAAGAAAACUAAAACAAUGCCUGGGGGUUUUUUGGGAACUUUCGAGUGUUUUUCCCUUCUUUGUUAUUAAAACAGUUUUAAAACUUGAACAGGGGGAGGGUUAGUACUAUUAUGGGGGUUAAAGGGCAGACGAGGAUUAUCGCUAUUUUAUGGGAGGGAGGGGGGGGGGGGAGUUAAGAGUAGGGUUGGGUUCUCUUACUAUAAUAUUAAGGUAGAAAAGAAGAGUCGGCUAACACAGAUUGUAGUGCUAUGUUGUUCAAAUAAUUAUGUGAUCCCUAACACAAGGGUAGUAUUCACCACCUUGUCUUGCCUUGCCUUAUCAUGCUUUGCCUUGCCCUGCCUUGCUCGGACUUCUCCUGCCCUGCCCUGCCCUGCCCUGCCCUGCCCUGCCCUGCCCUGCCCUGCCCUGCCCUGCCCUGCCCUGCCCUGCCCUGCCCUGCCCUGCCCUGCCCUGCCCUGCCCUGCCCUGCCCUGCCCUGCCCUGCCCUGCCCUGCCCUGCCCUGCCCUGCCCUGCUCUGCCCUGCUCUGCCCUGCCCUACCCUGCCCUGCCCUGCCCUGUCUUGCCCUGCCCUGCCGUGCCUUUCCGUGCCUUGCCUUGCCUUGCCUUGCCCUGCCCUGCCGUGUUCUGCCUAACUUAGUAUCUUACCUUACUCUACCUUACCCUGCUCUCCUUGCUAUGCUUGCUUAAACUCGUCUUGCUUUUUUCUACUCUGUCUGCCCUAUCUUUAUUUUUCUACCCUACCUAUUAUAGUUAUCUCUCCGGCUCUGUAAUAAAGUGUUACAUUAAAACUUUGUGUCCUUUCCUAGGCUCAUGCCCUGAUUGUUUCAUCUAAAUAAACGUUAAAACUCAAGCUUAAAGACCUGUCAUCUCAAAUUAGAUUUGGUGGUUUUACUCUCUGAACGAUACAUCCUUAUCGUUCACUGUUUAACAGCAUAAUCCCCUCUGAUGACAAUUUAAAACAUGAGAAUUUUGUGCUUAAGGUUUUGUGCUCAAUUCCUUUGACAAAAUUCAAGAAAAUGGAAGCGACGUUUCUUCGUUUACACUUAUUCUUCUGCCCGCCCGUCUGUGUCAUAGGAUUAGGGAAGUACACAUCCAUGUCGCAUUAUGUUGGGGGAGGAUUUUACUCACCCCGCCGUCGUUUUUUUGAGGGCGUUAUCUUUUGCUGUAACUGGGUUACACUUUCGAUUUGACGAGGUUACAUUAUUAGAGUUAGGGGCGGCUAAAAUAGCGCCAAACUGCGUGAAUGAUUAUAUUUUUGGGUACGGGAGGUCAUUUUUAAAAAUUUUUAAGAUAAGCGUGGGGCAGCGGUAAAUUUUAUGUAUGUUUUUUAAAAAUAUUGGGUAGGGGAAUGAAGGGCAUGGUAGAUUUUUACAGGUAAGGACGGGAAUUUUAAAGAUUUUUUAAAGGUAGGGGUGAUUCAGGGUUUACGUUCAUGUUUCUUCUAUCUAUAUAAAGGGGUAGGGUAAAGAUGGGUACAGUACAUUUUUAUGUUCAGGUUAGCAGGUAGGGGCGGGUGGGACAUGUAUAGCGUAGGGAAGCAAUAGUAGGGUAGGGUAGAGUAGGGUAGGGUAGGGUAGGGUAGGGUAGGGUAGGGUAGGGUAGGGUAGUGUAGGGUAGGAUAGGGUAGGGUAGGGUAGGGUAGGGUAGGGUAGGGUAGGGUAGGGUAGGGUAGGGUAGGGUAGGGUAGGGUAGUGUAGGGUAGGGUAGGGUAGGGUAGGGUAGGGUAGGGUAGGGUAGGGUAGGGUAGGGUAGGGUAGGGUAGGAAGGGUACGGUAGGGUACGAGAUUAGGGUGAGGUAGUAUUUAAAAACUAUUAUUUAUUUAAAAAAGUAGUCUUUUCCUUAGCCAAAAACAAGUAUAGCACGCCCAAACUCAGUACGACAUACUCAACAAUUAACAUACGUUUCAUCAAUUUAUCCCCCCUCCCCAUACCUAAAACGGCCUUAAUCCGACCGGGGCAGAUGAACGCUCAAAAAGAAAGCGAAUGCAAUUUGGCUUCCAAAAUUUGCCUCCAGCCAUUUACUUCAACUUUCCCCCACGAAAUUAACACAUUUACUGCAUCCGGGGGGGGAUUUCGGCUUCUUCGAGAUUUGGGACUGUCCUCUGUUUUUUAUUAUGUUUUUUUUUCGUCGCCGAAAACGGCCUGAUGAUGGGCGAGGAAACAAAGCUUUUAUUAUUACUUUUAUCUUGUCCUGCAAAUUCCGCGAGAAUGUGUAACUGCUUGUGGCCUGUUUUUUGGUUUGUAAGAGUAAAGUGAGGGGGGAGAAAGUUUUUGCAGGACUUGAAAUAAAUGGUUUUUGAAAUUUAUAAAACAAGGGCUGAUAUUGAAAAGUAGGGUGCAACAAGAAACAUAAAAAAUUUUUAGGUGGGGAAUGUGGGGAAAAUUUUGGAAAAGUUUAAGGGAAGAGUAGCGUAGGAGAGAAGAGGAUAGGGUAGUAUAGGAUAUAUAUAUGUUAUGCAAUAAUAAUCUUCAUUCACAGCAUAUGAAAUGGUAGGAUAAAGUAGAACAGGAUGAGUAGGGCACAGUAGAGCAGAGCAUGGUAGAGUAGGACCGGGUAGAGUAAAGCAGGGUAGGGUAUGCUUCAGGGAGCUUUUGGGUAGGGCAAGAUAGGGUAAGGUAGAGUAAGUUAAAGUAGGUUAAGGUAAAUUGUGAUAGGGUAGAGUCAGUGAAGUCCUUAGGAUUCACCCCUUCCCUCUAGAGCCGAUCCGAAAAAAAAUUUUGCUGUACGUGAAAAAUUAGAAAAAAUUUUUGCGCAAUCGGUUCACUGCUAGCUAACUGUAAGCCAAAAAAAAUUUUUUUCUUUUACUUGCCUAGACAAAAUUUGUCUGGGUAGGGUAAGAAAGGUAGGGUAAUUUAGUGUAGGGUAGGUUAGGGUAUAUGGCUCAAUUUAUCAUAUUCAAUCAUUUUCUACAAUGAACGAAAAUAAUUUUCAGUUCAAUGAAACAACUUUAACUGUUCUGAGACAAAUUAGUACAAGGUUUUAGUACAUUAAAAACUAUAUUUUUCUAAUUUUCUCAUACUCACGCCAAAUAAACUUUUAAACAAUAAUAGCUGAGUUUCUUUAUUUGCAAAGCCUUGCAGAUACUUGUAGGUGGAUGGGGGCUGAUGACAUUAUGUUAUAGUUUAUUAUAAAUUAUAUUAUAGUAGUUUACAGAAAAUAAGGGCUAUUUAAAACUUGGUUUAAAAAAUAUUAUUUGAUGCCGACAUAAAGAACCGCCAUUUUUUACAGGAAAUUACAGGCAAAGUGUGGCGGGUUUUUUAUGUCGGAACCUAAUAAAUUGACUAUUUAAAUUAAAAAGGGUAGUAAUAUGGUAUAUACUUUACCUUUCUGUUAUCUCCUAAUUUAUCUUCGCCAAACCUAAGUCCCAAAAACGUCUAGUUCAAUUUGAACAAGAUUGGCAACAGGUGUCGUUUGGUUUUGUGAAUGGUUUGAUCUGCUUAUGACGAGGUUUUGUGGCCAAAAUCCUUUGCAGCCUCGGGCCGUGAAGACUUAUGACACGUGUUUUUUGCUUUCUUAUUAUUAAAAUGCUUAUAAUCAUUCAAGAGUUUGAGUGGUGAUGAUUACUCUUCCUUGUAAAUUUUUUUUUAGUUAUGUUAUACGGUUUUUUGAUUUAAGCCGAGGGGGGGGGGAUGCUUUUUUGGUCUUUUAUUAUAAUUUUUACUUUCAGCUUGCUGGACAAUGCCGACCAGAGCAGCGUUGACACCGUCGUUGUUGGAGGAACAGAUUAGGAACCGCGUAGCAUCCACAACAACGGCUUCAGAAACGUUGGUUGAAGAGUCGGCCGAUGCCAGUUCAGAUCAACCGGGAGGCUCAUCCGAUUCGACACAACUUGAGUUUGUUGCUGGAAGUGGUGCUGCUAGUCCGGGCUCAGGUGAACGACCGGUCGCUUCUGGAGAAACCGAGAAUAUGGAAAGUGAGACAAGAACUUCAGCUGGAGGGUCGGAAAAGCAAGGUGAAGAUUCUGGAACGGAUUCUAAAAGUCAUGGAGAAGAUCAAGAAGGAACGUCGAGGUUAAUUAGUGCUAAAAGAACUAGCACAUCGAGUACAACUAAUCAGGAAUCGAACAAAAUACCACGUUUAUGCAAUAGUAAUGUUCAUUCGAGUAUGGAGAGUAAUCACAAAGCUUCAGGGGCGUCAGGAGAGGGUAGAAAGACGUCUGGUACUAAAAUAGGUAACAUUUUUUUUUUAUUUUUUUUUGUUUUAUAUUGGGCUGUUCAAAUAAUAUAGCUUAAAGCCCUUUGUAUCUUUCUAAACCAUGUUUUAAUGAUUUGUGAAGCUUUCUACUAGCCUUCUAUCUUUUCAGAACCAACCUUCAAGCCAUCAGAGAUCCAAAUCCACACCGAUUGCACCCUCUCACCCUCAACAUCCAACGACCAAAGCCAUUCGUUUGGGCCAGAUAAAAUGCCAGAAAAACUAGAAUCCACCGACUCUCUUCGACGAAUCUCAAGGAGAAUAUCAAACGAUGUUGUGAAUCAAGUAAUGGGUGAAACUCGAAAAGAUUCUAAUGAAAUGAUGACAGUCAAGAAAGAGAGUAACCUGAGCUUCGACUCGAAACAUUCGAUCCAACCUCACAGUGGCAGUAACAGCAUAAGGCCGUCGAAGUCACCGAGUACGGAUCGCCCCAUGAGCUUGAAGAAUCUGCAGGAAAUGGUGGGUUUUUGCUCUGUUUUGAUUUUUUUUGUUGUUUUAGGUAGCAAAAGGCAUAAAUAUCUUUGCUUCUGGUGCUGAAAAAGGAAUUUUCAAAAAUUAAAAAUUUUUUUUUAAUUUUGAAAAAUUAAAAAAUUUUUUAAAGAGGUAUUUUAGGCAUAAUUUUUUUCUCCAAAAUUUUUUUUGCUCAAAAACUACCAAGUUUGAACAAAACCUUUAUUUCAAAAAACAACUGCGCUUCAUCAUUGCGGGCUGCGCACGCCUCUCUAUUUUCGCCAAAAACAAAAUUUUGUUAUUUUGGUCGAUAAAAAUAAAGGAGCCCUUUGUAAACCAAUAAGCAUGAGAUAUUUCGAACUAAUCUUUGUUUUUCUUAAACCUAUUCUUUACUUUUUGGAACUUUAUAUUGUUUUAGGCUAAAAAAUUGUUUUUUUUUAAUAUUUUUGUAUUGUUUUAGGCCUAAAAUGUUUUGAAAAUGGAAGAAAAAUGUAUUAAAUUACACUAUUAUUCGAAAUUUGUUCAGAUUUUGAAACUUUAAAUAUGAUUUUAGGCGUUAACAACGUUCUGUGCCGAGAAUUGGAUCCCAGGGAAGUACGAAGUGGUUGAAGUCACGUUAGAACGAGAUGCAGCGCUAGGAUUAGGCAUUACUGUGGCUGGUUAUGUUCAUAAGAAAGGUAGUUUUAUAUUUUUUAUUAUCUAUUUGUUAAUUUUUAUCUUUUUUUGUCGAAAAACCACAAAAAAUGGCAAUUUUUCCAAGGGGAUUCGAACUUUUUUGAUUUUCGACUUUUCAAAUUGGCCAUAUUUUUUGGACCAAUGACGUAUAAACUUGAAAAUGUGAGGUUAUGUAAAUCUUUUUAUGCUUUAUUAUAUUUAUGAAUUCAGUUAUCCAAAAAGAAUAUUUUUAAAAAUUUUGUUACCUAAAAAUUUUUUUGCCGUAAAAACUUCAUUACCUAAAAAUAAAACCACUCGGCUUCAUUUCGUCGUAUGUUCCGUAUCUUUUCUUGCAAUUACACACAAUUUUCAUCAAAUUCAUCAAUUUUUGUUUUUGGACCAAAUUAAUCGCAUAAAAGCCCCUGCGGCCCGUUUCCCCCUCCUUCGUCUUUUCGACGCCGUAGAAGGGCAUCGAAAGCCGCAAAUCGAAUCAGUCUACCUCCGGAAGGAGUAGUAGGUCGAGGGGCCAACCGCGAGCAGUUUUGUUGUUUAGAUUUGAAGAUGUUUUGCAUAAACUUUUGGCAUUCUUUUCAGCCCCAAAUCGGGCUAAUUUUUGGGCUGAAGGAGGGUAAAAUGGCUGAAAAUGGGGCUAAAAUAAGGUGUAAUGAAGUCUAAUUGAUGUUUAUGUUCAUUUAUAGUCUGCACUGAUUUUCCAUUUAGUCUAGACUGGCUUUAGGCUAGUCUAAGCUAGUUUUAAAGCUUUUCUAAGCCCAUUUUGGCUUUGGAAACCAUGAUUUUUGAAUGUUAGAGUAGGGGUACUUUAUAAAGUUAGUACUCUAAAAGUACUUUUUAAAUCUUUCUCAUAUUUGGCAUAUUGAAAGAGACUGAUAAAACCAAUGUUUCUGCAAAAUAUCAGAUUUUAGUGAUAAGCCAUUUUUAAAAUAUUCAGUUUUUAAAAAUAUUUUUGAAUUUUUUGAUUUUUUUACAUUAAAAUAUUUUUGCCAUUUCAUAUCAACUCUAUACCUAAAAACCAUUUUUUUCAGAAGAAAUCUCCGGAGUGUUUGUAAAAUCCCUAGUUCCAAACUCAAGUGCUCACUUAUCCCACCAAAUCAAGGUUCACGACCUUAUCAUUGAAGUGAAUGGCAUAAACCUCGAGAAAAAGCGUCAUGCUGACUCAGUACGAACCCUGGUAAAAUCCGGCCAAACUGCCAAACUAAGAAUGAUUCGCUUCACGCCGGAUUCGCCUCAAGCCAUCUGUUUAAAAAUGUUGUACGAACAAGAAGUGGCACAACAAAUCGAGGACGUUCAGUCGGAUUUGAUCGACUACAAAAGCUACUGGGCCAAUCGACUGGGAAGUGAUUACGAGAUUGUUGUAGUGGAUUUGAGGCCAGAUAGACAUACUGAAGAGGAUGCUGGUUUGGGGUUGAGUUUGGAGGGUACUGUGGAUAUUGUGGAUGGUACUCAUUUGUGUCCACAUCAUUAUAUCGAGAGCUUGAGGAAGGAUGGGCCGGCUGCUAGGAUUGGGGUUUUGAAGGCUGGCGACGAGCUUUUACAGGUAAAAUACGGAUCGUAAUAGUGAAAUAAAAAUUUUAAAAAUAUAAAAUUACUGAAAAUUUCGAUCUGUGAGGUUGUUCAACUAAUUCUGAGCCAUCAAACUCUGAAAAUUUGCUUUGAAAGGGGGCUCAUAAUUAUUUGAACAAUCAAGCGGCUAAAAUUUGAAUUUUUAAUGAAUUAAAAGCUGUUUUGAAAUCAAACUACACUUUUAAAGCAAUAUAUUUAAUGUUUAGGUAAACGAAUGUGCCUUAUAUGGAGAAAGUCACGUGACUGUACGCCAAGAGUUGGGUAAGGCUGCCAGCGCUGCCAACAAGAAUGACAAGAGUAUUCGACUGUUUUUGUGUCGAAAAAUUCAACAAGUCAACUUGUACAUGCCUAGUCCAGAACAAUCUCUACCUUUGGCUUAUCCUCUACUGGCUUCGGUUCAUGAUGACCGACUAGUCAAGGCUAAGUCUGAAUGGAGCUUGAGUUUGAGCCAGCGAGAGUACUAUGAUGUAAGUUUCGGGGGGUUAUGGUACUAUUUGAACUAUUUUUAACGGUACUGGUCCCCAAGAGAAUGGUCCUAUCUUUAAAAUGUUUUUAUAUUCUAAAUUAUCAUAUCUUUUAGAGUUAAAAAAUUUAUUCUUCAUUUCAGACAGCCCAACUACGCUCCCGCUCCCUAGAACAACUCAGCAGCCUAGCCAUCUGGAACUGCGUACCAAUAGUCGUAACUCUAGAAAAAGAUUCCCGAGGUUUAGGCUUCUCCAUAAUCGACUACCAAGAUCCUCAACAUACCAACGAAACUGUGAUAGUGAUUCGAUCGCUCGUACCGGGCGGAGUAGCACAAGCUGAUGGUAGAAUUGUACCUGGAGACAGGUUGUUGUUUGUGAAUGGAGUUGAUUUGUCAUCAAGUACUCUACAACACGCUGUGGAUGUUUUAAAAACAGCACCGUUGGGUUUGGUACGAAUUGGAAUUGCUAAACCAGUUCCGGUUAAUGAGGUAGGAAUUUUUCGAUUUUUUUUGUUUUUUUAAUUUUUUUGAAUUUAAAAAAUUUUUGGGUUUUUAAAAUUAAAAAAAAGUAUUUAAAGGACCAGGAUAGGCGUAUAUUAUGCUUUUCCAUACGUAACUUAAAAUAUUAUAAUUAAAAACUGUUAUUUGCUUACUGCUUUUUACAUUAGGACCACACAAGUUAAAACUCACCCUAGAGACCAUACUAAAGGUCAAGUCGUUUUGAAAGGAAAGUAGAUUCAAUGAAAGUCGUUAUUGAAGCUAUAUCUUCUUAUGAUAGGACUUUAAGUCGUCUUUUUGUACAUCGUUUUCUUAUUUAGAUUUUGGAAAAUCUUUAAAAAUCAGCUUUAUAUGGUGAAAAAUGAUUCCGAAGGGUCUUAAGUGAGGUUCAGAAGAGUCUUGAAUAAUAUAAAUUCUAAUGAUAUACAGUGAAACACCUGUAUAACGAAUUGCUCGGGGACUUGAAAUUUGUUCGUUAUAAAGGAGUUUCGUUAUAGAGAAGUUUUAAAUGCACUGUGUAGUGGUAGACGUUGUUCAUUAUACGGAAUUUUCGUUAUAGAGGAGUUUGUUAUGCAGGAGUUCCACUGUAUAACUUUUUUACUGUAAAAGAAGCUUAUACUAAGGAGGUUUGACUGCAGGUUUUUUUUCAAUUUGAAAUUGAUUUAUUUAUUUUCUUGACUUUUUUUAUUAGUAUCAAGUAUUGUUUUUCAAUCUUCUUGUUGUUUAUCUUUUUGUUUACACAAAAAAAGGUAUUUUUAUUUUUUUGCUGAAAUUUGAAAUCAACAGGGGGACCAAUUGCAGUAUUAUUGGAAAUUUUUUUGAAAAAAAAUUUGUUUUAAAUUUUUUGGACUUUUAGUUGGCUUAAUGUUCUUGUCAUUCAAUUUGUGAUGUUUUUUUCUUUAGGGACGGAGCUAGGAGAAAAGAUGCCGUCUGAAUGGGGUGGGUUUAUCCUACCCUAGAGCUGGUUCUAAAAAAAUAUUAAGAGGGUGCACAGGAGGUACCUGUGGACCCAAAAAGUUUUUUUUUUUCAAUUAUUAUUCACCUCUAGUCUAAUUCCUUUCAGAAAUUACAAAUUCAUAGUAAAAAUUUCUUCUGUAGUGACGUCCUUACUUUCCUCAAUUUCCACAUCUACACCCCCUCCAAACACUUAUAUUGUUUAUCGUGCAAUCCAAUGAUUCCUCCUGUUUUCCUCCCAAUUUGAGGACAAAUUUCGCUUUUUAUGUGAGAAAUUGCGUGCCGUCGGAUUUUAUUUCCUUAGGAAAUUUUUCUGGAGAGUAAAGAAAGAAAAACUUUCAAGGUGUGAUAUUGUUUUUCGACCGGAUAAAACGCUGCGUUCUCUUUUUUCUUCACCUCGAAUGGCCGUUAAAGCAUGAAGGAUUAAAGUUUUUUUUUGGUUUUGUUCUAACAAUCAAAAAAUAAUUUUUCCGGUUUUGAUGGGACUGAUAAAUAAAGUCAUUGUGUGAUAGGAUUGAUAAAUAAAAAUCAUUUUUGAAGGGCCAAAAACCGAAAAUGGAGGGAUAUGGGUGGUUUUACGGGAUUGUAGGGGUAUUGAACUGGCUUUGUCACAGGGCAGGUCAUUGAUGAGUUUUUGUAUUUUGCUAGACCCUGCCCGGUACAGGGCAUUGCAGUUUUGUACCUUGACCUAGGGCAGUGCACCCUGCUCUGUGUGCAAACUUGGUCUUGUAGUAGGAGUGUGAAAAGGGCCGGGCAGUUUUUAUUUUUUUUUUCAUGUCGCGGUCUGGUGAAAAAAAUUCCAGACCCGGUCAAAAAAUGAUAUGAAAACAAAAGAUUUCGAAAAAUUAAAAAAAUUUUGGAAAUUUUAGGUCCUGCACGUUUCAACUUUAGCUCAAGGCCGGGCUGAGCCUACAUAACUUCUUUCUCAUUUCCUAGUUUUACAUUUCCAAAAAGCAAAUUUUAUAAAUUUUAAAAACUUUUUUUUGUAAAUGUUGAUUCACAUUCAAAAAAAAUUUAAAUUAAAAAGAAUUUUUAAAAUUAUUGGGUAACAUUUCAAAAAAUCAAAUUUUAAAAACCAAUUUAAUAUUUUAUUGUGUGAAACCCACCACUUUUCUUCUAUAACGUUGUUCAAAUAAUUCUCUGCCACCUAGCCCCGAAAAUGUUCUUUGAAAGGAGCACAGAAUUAUUUGAACAACCUAAUAAAAGCCAAAAAAACAUUUAAACUUUAAUCGUUUUUACAUAAACCCCAUUGACAAUAUGAAAAUAUGGGAAAUCGAGACAAACCGUUCGAUCUGAUUGUUUUUUUUACUUUGCAUUCAUUCACUUGUCGUUUUUUUUGUGGAACACUGGCUUAUGAAUUAUCAUAUUAUUCAUAGUGUCUUCUAUGAAUCGUGCGUAAAUUUGUUUGCUUGAAAAAAAGAAGAAGAUACGUGGGCCAAGGAGAAUCUUUUAGGUGUAACAUUCUUUGCUUUUUUCGCUUUUUCUAAAGAAUCGAGUGCCGGAAUUUCGAGUUUUUUUCGAGUUUAGGGGUCUAGAUGUUUCUUACUAUUCCAAUAUGUUUUUUUUGUAUUUUGAUGAUAUUUGAAGGGAACGUAGGGUUAAAAAACAGGGAACUUUGUUUCAACUUGGGUGGAAGUUUAAGCAAGCAUUUUUUGGAGAAAAAUUGUAAUCUUGGUUAGUAGCGAGGUGUUGUUUUCAUCUUAACAACAGAGUUGCACUAACUAUUCCUCGGGUUUUAGAACGACUCAAAGCUGUAUCUUUUCAACAUGUAAGACCAUUGAGCGUACUGUAACUCGGUAGCCAGCACCAUGUAGAAGUUUUUGAAAAUGAAUUUCUUGGUAUCUUGUUAUGCUUUUACAUCGUAUAUAGGUCUUGUUCUAAAACCUGAUGUAUGUCUGGUACAACAUCCUUGUUGAACUUGAGCGAAUUGUUUUUGUUGCGUAAACAAUGUAAAAGCCUAACGUGGGCAGCUGGUGAUUUUAGCCUAGAGAAUUUAAAAACUUUUUUUUUGGUAUUUUGCAACAUAGGACUAGGCUUGAUAAUUUAGUCUUCUUCUUCAAAAGUAAAAAAAAAAAUUAUUGGACCAGUACAAAUUUUAAAAAAAAAUUUUAUAAAAAUCCACAGGGGCCAAGCUCAAUUUUUCGAAUAGUUUUUGUAUUAUAAGGCAGAAGUUUAGCUUAUAGAUUUUAGACAAAAAAUGGCUUUUUCAAAGUGUUAUAAAGCCUGAAGACGCAUUUGUUUUACAGGCGUGUUAAAACCACAUAAAAUUUUACUAGUUAACGGCUUGAAAUGUGAGAGGGAAUAUCCUUGGGUUUUGCUUGAUACAAAGUUGUUUUACACUAAGAAUUCAUAUAGAGGACUAUGCUAACAUACUUCGAAAAAAAAAUUUUUGUAUAGUACAGAGGAAGGGGUGAUUUAAAAUUUUUUUUAGGAGUGUAUAACUUGUGAUUUUUUAAGAUUAUGGUGUUGGCUUUUUAAUUUAUUAGGGUGAAAAGUGAUUUUUUGAGUAUUUGACCGACCUACCUUUUAGUACUACAAUAAGUUUUUUACUAUAAUCGAGCAAAAACAUCCCUAGUUACACCUCCAAACCUAAGAAAAAACUAAGAAACUGUCUACCUCAAUCAGUUUUGGGCUGCGGUAAUUCGGGCCGACUUCUUUUCCAAUCUUGGCAAACAUUCUAUGGCCAUUUCUUUCGCGAGACGAAGUGCUGUUGGCCAUUUAGCGGCUUUUUAAACGAAUUCUUAAUUUAGUGCCGCGGCCUAAAAAUCCAAGGAUCCACCACCUCACUUUUGUCUGGGCCAAAUUUGCGUAUGUUCGCGACUAAUUUUUAUGGUCGAUUUUACGCCGUUUUGGGUGCGAGGUUAAUGCGUUCGAGGGGUUUUGGGUUCAAAUGGGUUUGAAAUAUGGUCAGGGUUGUUAGGUUGAGAAUUUGGGGGAGGGGAAAGGCGUGGUGAGGGAUUGGUGAAAAUUAAAAAAAUAUAGAUACGGGAAGUGAUGUUUGUUUUUUAUAGUUUUUGAUUUACUAUUUAGCCUAUUCUAUCCGACCUAGACAAGAGAAACGGUCCGGGCCUGAGCGAAAUUUCGAUCGGGCCGGGCCUGAAAAAUGAGCCGGGCCCGGCCUGUUUCUCAUGCCUAAUCCGAACUUAUCUUAUCCUACCCUAUCUCGUUCUACCUUACUGUACUCUAUUCCACCGUACUCUAAAGGGACCAUCUUGGCUUAAUUUUUCGGCCCGGCUCACGGGUGGGACUUCGUUUGUAUUCCGGUCUUUGGUUCACAUUUGCCGGCACGUUCCUUUAUAAUUUGCUGCGACUUGGCUUGGGACCUAGUGGACUCCUUUUUUAGUCUACAGUACAAUUUUCAAACGCAAAAUAAAAAAACUGAAAAAUUUAUAAGUAAAGUAACUGUUGUUAUAGCUCCAACUCGGUGCCCAUUCUCCGAUAAUCAGCCGAAGCGAACGAUUACUGGCCAAGGGUUUAUCGCCACGAUCACGACGACGUCGCUUGCAUUUGGGCAACUCGGAACAAUUGCUGGGGUCGUUUCUCGGUUCUCAUACAUCUGUAAGCUUAAUGUUUGAAACAAAUUUUAUAAAACUCGUAUAAUUUUGGUCUUAGGGCGUGGGUAUGGAAAUGUUUUUUGAGUGGAUUGACGCAAAAUUAAAAAAAAUGUUUAGGCGGUUUAAGUAAGGGGUGGAUUUAAUUUUUACCCUACCCUUGAGCCAAUGUGUUAAUCUGUCUUGCCCAAUAUUUAAAAUUUGGUAAAAUACGUUGACUCCAUAAUUAUGUAAGUCUAUACAUUAUGUUUGCAGGUUAGCGCCAGUUCGGAGGAAGUUUGGAUUGGGGCAGACCUCUAUCGACGACUUAAUCCACAAGUAAGGCUUUACGUUUUUUGGCAUUUACUGCUGAGAUUAAGUGUUCGCGUAGCACGAGGCUUUGUUUGUUUGUGUAUUUGAAAAGUUUGCAAAUUUUUGAAAUUUUCGAAUUUUGAAAAAAAAAAUUGAAAAUUUUUUAUUCUAUAAUACUUUACUCUAGUCAACUCUAUUUCGUCUUACUUUACCUUACCCUACUCUAUCUUUCCUUAACCUACCUUAUCCUAUAUUACCCUACCUUACCCUAACUUACUCUACCUUACCCUACCUUACCCUAUUCUACUCUACCCUACCUUACUCUACUCUACCCUAAACUACUCUAUCUUGUACUAUCUUAUCUAAUCUCACUCUGCUCUCUUCUAUCUUGCUGUGUCCUAUUCUACCCUGAUUUAUCGUGCUUUACUAUACCCUACCUUACCUUGUUCUACUCUAUCUUAAAUUGUCUUAGCUUACUCUACUCUACUUAUAUCUGUUUUUCUAUACUUUACUUUACUCUACUUUUACAUACUAUAACUUGCCCUACCUUAAACUGUUUACUCUACCUUGCUUUAUUAAACCCUAUUCUACACUAUUUUAGUCUAUCAUACUUGUAAUUUUAAGCUCUGUUUUGUUGUAUAUUACUCUACUUUACUUUGUUAUAAAAACUCUUUUCAGCUCUACUUUCCCUCCUCAGGCAGUGCAACACCAACAACACCACGAAGUCAUUGCUCAAUGUUCAGCUGGACGCCCUGCUCGUCCCGGUCGGUUUCUCCGGUCGGUUCUCCAGUGUCAUUGAAAGGAAGUUGGUCAUACGAUGUCAUCACUCUACCACCUCAUUUGGAAAGGUCGAUCAAAGUUAUGAAAGGAGCGUUGCCAUUAGGUAUUGUACUUGAUGCUGACGUGGACAAAGCCAUCAAUGGGUGUGUGGUUAAGAACAUAUGUAGCAAGAAGGCUAUCGGACGAGAUGGACGAGUCCAGGUUAGUUGUUUUGAUUUGAAUAUUGGGUUUUUAGGAGAAGAAACGGUGGUAAAAUACGUGCAUCACAGUUAUAUAUUGUUAAUUUGGUAGCUUAUGUAGAGCUCUGUGGAAUUUUGCCUUUUAACAAAGUUUUGUCUAACUUACAGUAGUUUUUAGAAUACUGUAGAGUGUUUGAACUUUAAUAUAAUAAAAAACUUUAAUUUUAGGUUGGUGACUAUAUUAUUCGAUUGAACACCGAAAACCUACGAAAUGUCACAAAUUCUCAAGCACGUGCCAUACUAAAAAGGACCAAUUUGGUUGGUACUCAAUGCAAGUAAGGAUUUUAUGACAGAUUUUGUGAUCUUUCUGUGUGGUCGGACGUAUUUUACCAUAGAAGUAGUUGUUUUUAAUUUAUUUUUAUAUUAUUGUAGUCUUAUUGAAGCGAUUCUUUGGUCUUUUUGCUUUGGCUACAGAAGAUCAGUUCAUUCUAGGCUUAAUUUGACGUUUCUAUAUCUUGACAUUAUCUAAUUACAGUAAAACUCCUGUAUAACGAACUCCUCUAUGACGAAAAUCCCAUAUAACGAACAACUUUUGAAUCCCCGUCUACCAUUACACAGUGCAUUUAAAACUCCUGUAUAACGAAACUCCUUUAUAACGAAAAAAUUUCAAGUCCCCGAGCAAUUCGUUAUACAGGAGUUCGACUGUAAUUUUAAAUUGCUUUACUUAACGUUCUCAUUUAAUGUGCUUUAUCUUGCUUGUAAUCUUACCCUGUUGUAAAUACAUUUUGAGCUUGUCUAACAGGACAUUAUCCUACCUUAUCUUACUUGUCUUUUCCUUACUUCACUUUUUUUUAUCCUAUCGUACUUUUCUCUAUCUUGCCUUACUCUACUAUACUCUGCAUAAUCUUAACUUAUUCUACUCUAUCCUAAAUUACCUUAUUCUACCCUACACACUACUCUAUUUUACUCUUCUUUACCCUACUUUACUUUUCCUUGCUGUAAGCUACUCUAAACUACUUUACCUUAAUCUACGGUAUCGUACUUUACUUUACCUUAUCUUAUUUUUCACUGCUUUAUCUUGUUUUAUGUUGUCAUACUUUUUUCAGCUUUGCCCUUGCUUUUAUCAUGGUUCUACUGUUGCGUUAGUUAUACUGUCCCUUAUGUUACUAUAUUGGGCUGCUUUACAUUUUUCACUUUAACAAAAAAAUUACAGUAAUAAAUUUAAAAAUACAAAAAACUAAUUCAAAACCAGCUUUUUUUUAUAACAUGCAAUUAUAUUUGGUCUUGCAAAUGUUGCCCUUCUAUCCUGGCCCCAAACCUUUUCUUCGCUGGAAAUUGACUUCCGUUCCGUUUUCCGUCGCUUUCUUUAAAAAGAUUUUUAUUAAAAGUGGAUUUACGCACAUUUUCAGUAUUACUUACAUCACGGCCGCCGAUGCCAAACUGUGGAAGGAGCGCUUCCACCGCGAGCAGAAUCUCAACGAUCAGGGCGUUAGUCGGCUGUCACCCAAGUGAGUUUUUUUAGGAUGCUUUUUUGAAUGGGAGGAGGGGGGGGGGUGGAUUUUUGGAAUUAUUUUUUUUUGUUAUAAGGAUGGCGGAUUUUUUGGUUUAAAAUUUUUUUAAUGUAAUUUUAAGCAUUUUGGACAUAAGAGCGGGUAGGAUAAAGUUAUAGCCGGGUAAGGCAGGGUGGGGCAGAGUAGAGCAACGCAAGUUAGGGCAGGAUAGGUUAUUAUAGGGUAGAAUGGAAUACGGUGAGGGUAGGCUGAUGGUAUGAUUGAAUGUGGUAAUAUAGAGUAUAGUAGGGUAGGAUAGAAUAGGAUAGGGUAGUUUAACGUAGGAUGGGGUAUGGUAAGGCUGAAUAGACUAUAGUUGGGCACGGUAAACUAGCCUAGGGUAUAAACAAAUAAACUACAAUUUCGGAUUUAAAGUUUUUUUUCGAAGAACAAUUUAAGUUUUAUUGGCCAUAUAAAAACGAUAAAUUCUAUUUUGGGCCUUUCUUCACGUACACAGACAUUUCGGAAGCUAUACAUCAACUUUGGCAUUACUUUUAGAUUUAUUUUUAUUUACGUAUAAACAAAUUUUUGAUGCUUGCGUAAGCUUUUUUACUGAAUUUUGCUUUUUUUCUUUAAAAAUCUUUAAAAAUACAUUUUUUUGUAAAAACGUCAAUUACAUACAGGCUAGAGUAUUUUAUAUCUUUUUCUUAAAUUUUUAAAUUUGAGAGCUUGAUGCAGGGCAUGGGGUAAAGCAUGAGACAGAGAAUAGGGCAGAGCGUGGGGCAGGGCAUAGGUCAAGACAUGGAAAAAAGCAUGAUUUAGGGAGAUGGGGCAGGGCAUUGGGCAUAGACAUGAGAAACGGGACGGGCCGAACACUCAGACUCGGCCCGAUCUAAAUCUUGCUUAGGCCGGUUUGGCUAGAAUUUUUUUACGUGCAAAUGGCUCGCACUUUUCGGGCCGGGCCUUGAUUUUCAGGCUCGGCCCGUUUCUUAUGUCUAAGUGGGCAAGUGGGCAGAGCAUUGGGCAGGGUGGGGAAGGGCUGAGGCAGGGCAUUGUGUUUUUCAUUUUAAUUUUUGAAAUUUCACUGCCAUUUUGAGCUAGAUGAUUUUAAUUUUUUAUAGUUUUUAUUUUUACUAAUCUGAGUAUUUAUUGGACGGGCCCGGUUAUGCGGUUGGGUGCGCAUUAGCAUAUUGCAGUAAAGCAUGUUAUUAAAGGAGGAGGAGAAGUUGGGAUGGUUUAAGGUAAAAUUUGAUUAAAAUUAUUACCUAUUUUUUUUAAACGGUCAAAUUUCAAAAUUUUUUGAAGUUUUUUUAUCAUUUUGAAAUUUUUAAAAUUUAAAAUUUUUUGAAACCUCAAUUAAAAUUCGAUCGGAAAACCCGUCAAAAGCCAAUUUCGGACACUCGAUUAGCUUGAGUUGAUAUUGGCCAAAAAGUGGGAACAAACGACCUCCCAACAGAGCAAUCAUUCAUUUCCCUCCCUUCGGCCGUGUUCUUCCUAUAUUUUGACCAUCUUUAGACGAACUUUUUCGGCCCUUGAUUCGGUGGCAAAAAAUAUUUGUUUUUUGCUUUUUUGCGGCGGAAAUUCCAUUCAAUAAGCCAAAGGACGUGGCUAAAACACUGUCUUUGCGUGCUGGAACGGUACGAGGUUUUUGGGUAGAAAUGUGGGUUAGGGUGAAAAAAAUAAUGUCUGGGAGGAGGAGGAUGUGGAGAAGGUGGGGAAUUAAUGUGAGGGGGGGGGGAGAAAUAUGCGUCUGGGAGGGGUGGAAAAUGAUGUGGAUAGAAGGUGAGCAAGAAAUGUGGGUUGAGGGUGGUGGAAAAAUGCAUAGGGGGGCUGGGAAGAGAGGUUAAUGUGCUUUAAGGAUAAAAAUAUAAAAUAAGGGUCUGUGCAUUGUAGGGUAUAGUAAGUUAGGAUAGAAUAGAGUAGGUUAGGGCAACUUAAGGGAAACGAGAUACGAUAAAGUAGGUGGAGCGACGUAGGACUGGGUAGGGUAGAGUAAGAAAUGAUAAAAUAUGGAAGGGCCGUAAUUUGAAAAAAUAAUGAAAAAUGUAUAAAAAAGCAGACAUUUGUUUUCGCUGACCGUAUUUUACAUUACAUGGAAACUUUUGUAUAACGAACUCUAUUUUUAAUGUUUCUGUAUAACGGGGGGGGGGAUCUUCCUCUAGAAAAAAAAAUUUUGAAAAAUGUUGAACGUGGUCCUCUUCUGUGAUUUUUUGGAAAAUAUUUUUUACAAAAUGGCACAGGCGCUACCAGUGCCGAUUUUUUUGACCCCCGCCCUCAGACCAUAAGUCUCUGCUUGGCUUUGCCAAAAACAAUAAUUUAGAUUUUUUAGCUGCAGAUCCUGAAAAGUGAUAUUGUACUACUUAUUAUUUUACUUUUUCCAGGGUCCAUCCAAAAUUCUACCGUUCGCCAUUUCUGGGUCGAAAAGGGCUGCCAAAUCAGUCGUCACAGGAUUCGGUUGACUUUUGCCAGAACGCUCAGGUCAUGAGUUUGGAGCAGUUUAGUCCAGACAAUCGAAAACGGGUCGAACAACUCAUCGAUGAGUUUAUUAAGGUAAGGGUGGGGUAAAAUACGCGGAUGGGAUGAGAACCGAUAGGGUAGGGUAUAAGCGGAUGGAGGUGACGUAAAACGUAGAUCUAACGGCUGUGUAAAAAAAUCUAAUGAAAAAGUGCAAAAAAAAAUAAAUUGAAAAUUUUUUUACGUUUGGUGAUUUAAAAUAUACUGUAAUUUCAAAUAUUUUUAAAUUAAAAAAAUUUUUUGACCAAAAUGACUUUUUUGUUCAGGCAGUAUUUGAUGAUACUGUGACGGAACUGAGGACAAUCUUUCGAACACCAGAAUGGUCGAAUAGCUCAACAGGAAGGAGAUCAAAAGAUAUUGAUGAUAAUGUAAGUUACAUUCCAAAGCAUAUUUUUUUCAACUUUUAAUUGUUAAUGCAAAGCUGCGUAAGGUAGAGUAGGUUAAUAUUGUGUUACUCUCUGAACGCUUAUGGCAAACUUAUGAAUUUUUAAUCGAUUUUUUGCCAUCUUUUGACUAAAUUUUGAAUGUUUAAGUAUUUUUGUUGUUUUUAGGUACAUUUUUAGGCAUUGUUUUAAUACAAUUAUAUGUGACAACUCAUAAAACAUUUAAAACUUGACCUUCCCUUUUUAAAGUUAGUAGUUACACCGUUUUACAACCAGUUAAACCCUACUGUUCAUCUUGUUUUAGGCCUCAAAACCCCCGCCCAUAGCGCCAAAACCUGUGUUUCUAACGAAACAAGGAGCCUACACAUCUGAACCUUCUACAUCUACAGUUGAUAUUACUGUAACACACCCUCAAGAGUCUUAUCGACAAGAUUCGGAAGACUUUCCACCUCCUCCACCACUAUUACCUACAAUAUCUGAAAGCGUAUCUGAAGCCAGCUCUUCGAAUACUGCGAAUUAUGUUGAAGAAACUGUAGAUAGGGUUACUGUAGAUGAACUUGGAAGGGUGAGAAUUGAAGCUGCUGAUAGUGGGAGUACUGUUAAGGAUGGAAGUAGUAGUGAUGGUACUGUGAAGGCUACUGGAAGUGCUGUGACUGCUUCUGAAGCCAGUGUAAAUAAUACUGCAGGUACUGUAACUACCACCCAGGGUAUUGUAAACGCUACUGGGGCUACAGAAGAUUCUUCUAAACCUUUUAAAGACACAAAAUCAGAAGUAAAAUUAUCAAAAACAACUACAGAUGCCCAAGAUUCAGAAGUACUAGACACAAAAGAAAACUACAGUACGAAUACCGUACUAUCAGAGCACAAACAAACAGUCAAAGUAGAGGUAAAUUAUGAUCCAACCAAAGAACGAUCUAACUCACCGCCUCUCCCUCCGCCGCCAACUACUCUACCAUUGGUACUGGAUAAUACCAGAGUAAAUGGUGAUGUUACCCACAAUAAAAAGAUUGUUCACGAAGCUGAAGUCGAAGUAAGAGAGCCACGACAUUCAUUAACAACUGAUGCUUCAACUAAUACGUUGGCUAGCUCAGCUUCAGGGCAUUCGGGCAGGGAAGAUCAGGUGAGUAUAGUUAUUGUAAUAAGUUUGGAGAGUUGGUUGAGUUUAUCAAUUUGCUUGUAACUUUGUCGUAUGUUACAUGAUCAUUUUGGUUUUUUGGGUGAUUGUACAGAUGACUAUUACCUUUAUUUUGAAAAUACAAAUAAUAAUUUUGACAGAAAAUUAGUUGAGUUAUAAACGUUUUUGGAAACAGCAAUAAAUGGGAUAGUGUAAUUUACUUUUUUUUAUUUUUUAGUAUUUUACAGAUUAAAAGCUUACUAUAUAAAAUACGUGAAACAUAAUGCCAAUUUGGCGGGAAAUUUAAAUGUGAAUUUACUUGUCGAUUUCCUUGGUUGGAAAGAUUUAAUACUUUUUUGAAGAUUGUAUAUUUACAUGAGCUUUCUAUAUAGAAUGCAAUCAGAGCAGUAUAUAACUUCUUUCUUAAAAAAACAACAAUAUAUUUUGCAACAUUAAAUUACUCUAAAAAUCUUAAAAAUUGUAUAAAUAAUAUGUUUUCAGCCCAAGAAACGUGCCAACUUUUGGAGCGAGGAGCGUUCCGUGGGCCUGAUUCGCGAGCCGAACGAAACAUUCGGGAUUAGCAUAGUGGGUGGUCGGGUGGAGGUCUCGCAAAAGGGCGGAUUACCCGGCACAGGAAGCACGGUAUCGGGCAUUUUCAUCAAGUCCGUUCUGCCCGAUUCGCCGGCCGGAAGAUCGAACCGAAUGUUCAUGGGCGACCGGGUCAUCAGCGUAAGUUGGUUAUAAUUAGGGGGUGGUGGAUGGUUUUAAUUAGGAGAUUUUUGAGUUUUGAGUUUUUUUAUGGAAAGUUUUUGUUGUUUUCUGCUUUGUAAAGGAAGUUCUUGCAAUUUUUUAUUUUGUAAAAAGGUUUUUGCUAUUUUGUUGUUUUGCAAGGAAAGUUAUUGCCAUUUUUUGUUUUGUAAAGAAAGUUAUUGCUAUUUUUUGUUUUGUAAAGAAAGUUCUUUCUAUUUUAUAGUUUGUAAAGAAAGUUCUUGUUAUUUUUUGUUUUGUAAAGGAAGUUCUUGCCAUUUUUGAUUUUCGUAAGAACGUUAUUGCCAUUAUAAUUUUUAUGAGUAUGGGGUGACAAGUUAUACGAAGGAUAAUAUUUUUGUAGAGCAGAAAGUUUUAAAUUUUAUUUUUUUUUUAAUUUUCAGGUAAACGACGUUGAUCUCCGCAGUGCCACCCACGAGCAAGCCGUUCAAGCCAUCAAGAAUGCCAAGAAUCCCGUAAAUUUCGUGGUGCAAUCGCUGCAAAGUUUCUCGGCCGAUAAAGUAUGUCCUCAGGGCUUUUCACAAUUUUUUUUCAAAAAAUUUCUAUAACCUUUUCAAGAAGAUGAAAAGUAUUUGUAGAAGACACUUGAAGAGCAAAUUCGCUUUUUUCUGCUUCAUUUCGCCCGAGGGCCUCAUCCAUAAGGCCCGUCUUAUACAUCGGUUUCAGAUGUGGACGUGGCCGUAAGGGGAGGGGGAUAUGUAAUUUAUGCGACAACAAAUAAAUUUUUGACAGUUGAGAUUUUGGGUGGAUUUUUUUUUAUUUAGAAGGGGGGGGUUUGUUGCAUUUUUUGAAGUUUUGAAAAGAAAAAUUUUUAAAAAAAGUUAAGCAGAGGCUUGGGUUUUUACGGGGAGAUACAAUUGAUAGAGCACGGUAAGCGCAUGACAGGGUACCUUUAAAAAAGUGCGCUUUUCGACGUAGGGUGGGGUAUAAUAUGUUAAUAAUAGAGAUAACAUAUGGUGGUGUAGGAUAGGGCAGGUUAGAGUAGGGUUUAAUAGGGCAAGGCAGGGUAAGUUCUGGUAGGUAAGAGUUGAGUAUAGAAAAGCAGAGUAAAGUAAGGUAGAGUAGGGUUGGGUAGGGCAGGGUAGAGUAGAGUAAGGUAGGGUAGGGUAGAAUAGAGCAGGGUAAUGUAGGGUAGGGUAGAGUAAAGUAGGGUAAGGUAGGGUGGGGUAGGGUAGCGUAAAGUAAGGUAGGAUAGAGCAGUAAAAAGCUUUAAAUUUCGAAUUUUUCAAAAAAAAUUUUAAUUUUAAAAUAAAAAAAAUAUUUUUUUUCAGUUUGCCAAAAAGUCGGAAGAGCCUCGUCAACAGAAGAUCGAGUUGAUUCACAACAAAAUCGAGCCAGAAUCUAUACCUCAAUCAGCGAAACCAAACAAAGAACCUCAAAAAGACGAGAAACUAGAUGAAAAGCACGAUAAAGUAGAACAAAAACAAGAAAAAGAGGAAUUAAAAGAAGAAGAAAUAGACGUAAAAAUAGAAAAACAAGAAGAUAAAGUAGAAGAGAAAGAAGUAGAAGUAAAAGAAGUGACUGAAAAUCGACCGGUCGAUAUGGUUAUCAAGCCAAAGAUUGAAGAAGACAGUGCUGCUGCAUUAUCAAAAGUGGCAGAUGAUAAGGAGGAAGAGGACCGGUUUUUAUACACUACAGGUGGGUACUGUAGUUUUUGGUUACUGUAGUAUUUUUUAUCAAUUUUUUUUUGUAAAAUACGCAAAAAAUAUUAUUAAUAUUAAAUCUUCCACUUUUUUUAUAUUAUAUGAUUUUAGGUAUCAAAUUACAUAGUAAAAUUAAUUUUUUAGAAAAGGUGAAGCGAAAGUACGGUAAUUUACCAGGCGAACCUACAAUCCUACGACUGGUCGGAAUACCACCGAAAGGCUUGGGUUUGUCUUUGGCUGGUCGAAGUGAAAACGAAAAACAAUCAGUUUUUGUGGUCGAUAUCAAGUCCACCUCACCACUGCCACUUCAAGUCGGCGACGAACUUUUGGAGGUAAAAUACGUUUUUUGUAUAUUGGCCGUUCAAAUAUGAAUUUUUAAGAGUUUUUGAUAAGGUUUGGCGGAUAAGGGUAGGGCAGCUCAGGGUGGAUGUAGGGUAGAGUAGGGUAAAGUGAGGUUUAGUAGAGUAGGAUAGGGUAGAGUAGGGAAUAGAAGGAUAGGGUUGAAUAAGGUACAAUGGGUUAUGGUAGGGCAGAGUACGGUAGGCUAUCAUAGGGUAGGGAAAAGCACUAUGUAGCAAUAAGUUUGUGAUUUUUAAAAAAUUUUAAAAUAAAAAAAAAAUUUUAGAUAAACGGAAAAGUCCUUUUUGGCCUAUCUCACCAAAGUGCGUCGAUUAAGAUCCGCGAAUGUUGUGAAGGCGAUGAACUUGCAUUAGUAAUCUUACGAACAGGCAAAGCCCCGCCUUCAACUGUCGAUCGGUUGAAGGAAAAGUUGCCGGCAACGGCAACAAGUUCAGCUCCUACUGAAAAGGUCAAUCUGGUGAGUUUUAUUGGGCGUAAUUGAGUUGAAAAAGCUAAAGAAUUAGAUAACCAUUAUGAUUUUUUAUUGAUCACGUUUUCGUGGUGGGAUAAAUACUUAUUUUUUGUGUUUUUUUAGAGAAAUUGAAAUUUGAAAAUCUUUCUAAGUAUCGUUAUUUUAACUAAUCAAUCUGUUAUAUAUUAUUGUAGUUUUUGUUCAAAGUAUUGAUUUAAUUUAUUCAAAAAUUUUUUAAAUUUUUGGCGCUUUUAUCAAACUUUUUUGUAAAAUACGGUUGGUUUAGCGUUCACGUUUCAAAACUAGUUUUAACUAUUACUUAAGUUGCUUAAUUUUGAAGUUUUUUUGUAGAUUUUCAAACUUUCGUGGUGGGACCUAAAUUUUUAUUUUUUUUUGGAAUUUAAAGUUUUGGCUAUAAAAACAGGUCUUGUUAACUUGAAUUAGAUUGCUGAAUAUCUUUCUUUUAAAGAUGUUGGAGGGUAGGGUAAGGCAAUGCGGGGUAAGGUAACGUAGUAUAGGGUAGGGUAGAAUAAGGUAGGGUAGAGUAGAGUAGGGUAGUGUUGGAUAGGGUAAGGUAGGAAAACAAUUUUUAAGGAUUUUUUUGUCUUGACUUGAAAUUUCUUUAAAUUUCUUUAGCGGUUUUUUGGUUCAUUUUUACUUUUUUUGCCAUUUUUAGCUAUUUCUUAACUGUUUUUUCUAUUAUCACCUCAUUUUCCAAACUGUUUUUGCAAACACUGUUGACUGUAAUACGUAUCUUGCAAACCGUCCUCUAUAUCUGUUCAAAUUCAUACAAAGUGUCUACACGAGUAGCGGGGCUUGGGGGUGAGGAGCUGUAAACAACCAUUAUAUUAUGCCCGAUAUAUCUUUUGCACUUUAUGGGCAUUUGUUUCGCACCCGGAGGCGUUGAUUCGAUUUAAAGCCGAGAGUCUCGAAUUUCCGUCCCGAAAUCUUUUGAUUGCCGCGAAAACGGAAAGUGACGUUCUCACUGUUCCACUAAUACUGUGGAACGUGCCGCGGUUUCUUGCUUCUGACUUUUGUUUAGGAGAAGUUGAAAUCUUUAGAAUUCUAGUUGAAAUAGGGUAGGGAAGGGUUUAAAAUGAUAGUGUAAAUGGGAUUUUAGGGAAAAUUUGGAAGUUUUGUAGGCUUAAAGAGUUUAUUAAUGGAACUUUUUGUAUUUAUUUUUUGGUUUAACGUUUUUCCACGAGAAGGACAACGUCGCAUGGAAAUUAUCUCAGUUUUAGUCAAUGUUUUUGUACUCUUACGUUAGUCAGAAAUUGGUUUUAGAAUAGCUAAAGUAGCUCUGCUCUAGACUAACGGUAAGGGUAAGGUAUGUCCUUUCCUUAGAUGUACUUGACUCUACGUUUGGCCUUAGUUUUACUCGAGCCCUAACCUCGUUCUGCUGGGACCCUAUUCUUGUCUUACCAUGGCCUGACUUUAGCUCUACCAUAGCCUUUAGCUAGAUGUGUCUUAGCUCGAAUUUAGUCAUUUUUAUCCUUCAUUGAUCUACUUCAUUCUUACCCUAGCUUUAGUCUUACUUGAGCUAUAUCUUUGUCUUAUCAUAGCUUGGCUGUAGCCCUACCUUCAUCAUAUCUUACUCUACCUGGCUUUUUUGACCAUAUAUUGCCUUAUUGUUUCCUGCUCUAGUCUCACUUUAGAUUAGCUCUAUCUUUGUCCAUAGCCUGACUUUAGCACUGCCCUGUUUUUUCUUAGCUGUGCCUUAGCUUUACACUAGGCCUAUCUUAUACCUUUUAGUUUUGUCUUUCUUGCCCUAUCUUAUAAUCUUUCCAUCCUACUUUCUUAUAACUACCCUUCUACGAAAAUUUCCAAAAUCCCAGUCAUAUUUUACGAAAACUAUCCUUCCACAACACCUCUCUAAAGCCCUUAUUCCGCAUUUAUCAGUGGAACUUAAGCGAGACGGCUGUGAGCACGCUGAAAUCCUAACAGUAAUUCCAGAUUAGGCGUGUGCCUGCAAGCCAUUUCUCAAUUUUCAAUAUUUUUUUUGUAAAUAGAUGAUGAUGAUGUGCUUGUUAUUGGGGCCGUACCUGUUCUCCUCGCUUUUUCUCAUAAAUUGGAGGAGGGGGGAGAGACGGGUUGUUUUUAUUUUUGUUUUUCUCAUCAUUUUUCUGGCUUUGGAUUUGAGGAAUUGGAAUAUUUUUGGGUUAGACAAACAUUAUUAUGAAUUAUCUUCGAAAUAAAAAGAAUUUUUGUGUUUUGGAGGGUAGGAAGCGGCGGGUAGGGAAUUUUUGAAGUUGUGGGAGGAGGUGGGAAAAGGAGAGAUGGUAAAAAAUUUGUGUUUUCGAAGAUAGGAAGAACUGGGUAGGGUAAUUUUGAGAUAUGUCUUUUUAAUUUUGGUUAAGGGGGGGGGGACCUAAAAAUUUUAAAUUUUUUUUACUGUUUUUUUUUUCACUUUAACUCUUCUUACACCCUGAUCUUUUUAUCUAUGUUUUUUCCUUCCUCUCUCCCCCCCCAAACAUACAUGAAAUUAAAAUAAUUUUUCUGAGAAGUGGGGUGUUUUUUUUUUUCUACAUUUUUUUUGAAAACAGGGCUUAUUUAAAAAAUUCAUUUUUGUGUUUUUAUUGUAAUACGUCUUGAUUACUACGCCCGAUGUCGUAUUUUACCUUUGAGUUACCUAUCUUUAAACUUCUAAGUAAAAGAUUCCUCUAUAACAAAAUUUCUGUAUAACAGACAACUUUUAAAUUCUUAGCCAACACUACACCGUUCAUUUAAAACUCCUGUAUAAUGAAACUCCUUUAAAAAGAACAAAUUGUGAAUGGUUAAAAAAUUCAUUCAAGGGUUGUACUGUAAUUUGUUUAUGAAAUUGUGUAUGAUAUAAUUUUGAAAAGGUGGGAAAACUCGAAUUUUUUAUAAAAAACGGUUCGUUAUAUAGGAGUUUUACUUCAUUUUUUAUAUUUUCCUUACUUUCUGGCUUCAAAAUUGUAAAUUUCGAAAAAAAAAAUGAUUUUUGGUUGUGUUAUGUACAGAAAAAAGACAUUAUUUACUCAACGCCACGAACUAACGGCCCAAGAUACGAAGUGCAAUGUGUGGUGGUAAUUAAAAAACAAGUCGGCGGUCGUUGGAAAUGUUUUUUCCUGUCGUUUUUCCACACAAAUUGCGUCGAUUUCGAAUAUUCCCGUGAGAUUGUGCCAGUUGAAUGUGCGCUUACUUUACUGAUUAUGUUGUUCUAGUCGCGAGCGAUGAUACGCAAGAUUAGUAACCGGCUCUAUCGCAUUGGAUUGGUAAGGUUGAGGUGUUAGAUAGCUUGUGAGGUUUACUUAGAUAGGUCAUGAUUUUUACUUAGAUAGCUCAUGAGGUUUAUUUAUAUAGCUCGUGAGGUUUACCUAGAUAGCUCAUGAGGUUCAUAGAUAGCUCAUGAGAAUUAUCAGCCCGUGAGGUUUACGUAGUUUAUUAUAGCUCACGAGAUUCAUCUAUUUAGCUCAUGAGGUCCAACUAGGUAGCUCACGAAGAUGUUACUUGGUCUCACAACGGAAACGUUGGGAAUACAUUUUUUUUAUAAAUUUUUAGCGUUUUAAGCAAAUAGUUGUUGUUAGAGACAUUUAAAAUUAUAUUUCUUUAAAUUUUUUUUUAAUUUUUGGUUCCACCACGAAAACUCUGAUUAUCAGGAAGACUUUGGUUUUAAGCUUUAAAAUAAUGUUUUUUAUACAAUAGAAGAAGUCUACAAAGUUGUAACUAAUUCGUAUAGUGUAGUUUUAAAAUAUUUACAGAUUUUUGGUUUCACCACGAAAAGCCUGAUUAUCAGGAAAAUUUUAAUUUUUGGCUUAAAAUUGAGUUUUAAAUUUUAAAUUAGUAAUACAAAAAAAAAGGUUUUUUAAUUAAGAAUGUGGUGACAAUGCCGUAUUUUACAUUACAAUAAUCAUAAUGUUACAGGGAGAUGACCUAACAACGAACGAGAAAGAACUAUCGCCAAAGCUGUCAUUGCCAGCGAAUUUGACCAGCAAUGGGUCGCAAAAUGGUCAAACCACAACACCCUUGAGUCUGCAUGAUGUUUCGAAGACAGAUGAUUUACGUGAGUUUUGA
Bursaphelenchus okinawaensis is the source of this 28631-nucleotide messenger RNA. Lineage: Eukaryota; Metazoa; Nematoda; Chromadorea; Rhabditida; Aphelenchoididae. The record is from the annotation of a GenBank genome assembly.